Molecule: messenger RNA, 725 nt
Organism: Drosophila melanogaster (fruit fly)
Lineage: Eukaryota; Metazoa; Arthropoda; Insecta; Diptera; Drosophilidae
Gene: GstD4
Product: glutathione S transferase D4
Exons: 1
Coding region: 54-701 (215 amino acids)
Molecular function (GO): catalytic activity; glutathione transferase activity
Source: RefSeq, marked reviewed
UCAGUUUUGCUCUUCCGCUUCAGCGAAUAGGCAACCGUAAUCGCCCCAGCAACAUGGAUUUCUACUACUCCCCUCGAAGCAGUGGAUCCCGCACCAUUAUCAUGGUUGCCAAAGCUCUUGGACUGGAACUGAACAAAAAGCAACUGCGUAUCACAGAAGGGGAACACCUCAAGCCAGAAUUCCUUAAGCUCAAUCCCCAGCACACCAUUCCCACGCUGGUGGACAAUGGAUUCGCCAUUUGGGAGUCCCGUGCCAUAGCCGUCUAUCUGGUGGAAAAGUACGGCAAGGACGACUCCCUUUUUCCCAAUGAUCCCCAGAAACGCGCAUUGAUCAAUCAGCGAUUGUACUUCGAUAUGGGAACCCUGCAUGACUCCUUUAUGAAGUACUAUUACCCAUUCAUCCGUACUGGUCAGCUUGGGAAUGCCGAGAAUUAUAAGAAGGUCGAAGCUGCCUUUGAAUUCCUGGACAUUUUCUUGGAGGGCCAGGACUACGUGGCUGGUAGCCAGCUAACUGUGGCCGACAUCGCCAUCCUCUCCAGCGUUUCCACUUUCGAAGUGGUUGAGUUUGACAUCAGCAAGUAUCCAAAUGUGGCACGUUGGUACGCCAAUGCCAAAAAGAUCACACCCGGAUGGGAUGAAAACUGGAAGGGUCUGCUACAAAUGAAAACAAUGUACGAAGCCCAAAAGGCCUCAUUAAAGUAACUACAGUUUUUAUAAACUUAUAUG